CUCUCUAGGGAUCAAGAUCCAAAAAGAGAAGAAAAAGAUGAAAAGGACAAGAGAAGAAGAAGAGGAGUACAAGAAAGGUUUAUGGACCGUUGAAGAAGAUCAGAUCCUCAUCGAUUAUGUCCGAACUCACGGCAAAGGCCACUGGAACCGUAUCGCCAAGAAAACUGGGCUUAAGAGAUGUGGGAAGAGUUGUAGGCUGAGAUGGAUGAAUUACCUCAGCCCUAAUGUGAAUAGAGGAGAUUUCACCGACCAAGAAGAAGACCUCAUCAUCAGACUCCACAAGCUCCUUGGAAACAGAUGGUCUUUGAUUGCGAAGAGAGUGCCGGGUCGAACAGAUAACCAAGUCAAGAACCAUUGGAACACUCAUCUAAGUAAGAAACUCGGGAUAAGAUCCGAUCAAUCCGCUCCCAAAAACGGCGAAUCCCCUUCUCCGACGAUGAUCUUCGCAACCAAUUCUUCUCCGCAACGGCUCAUCAUCAAUAACACCGAUACGAGAGAUCACACCGCAGAUUUUGAGUCUGUGAAUGUCCAAAAUAUCCGAAACAAGGAUGAAGAAGACGACGUCGCGGUUCCUGUCCUGAUCGAUGAGAUGGCGAACUUCUACAACCCAAAUAACGCUUUCUGGUUUCAUGAAGAUUAUUACUUCGGGUUGAGUUCACUCGCUAUGAUGGAUUUCGCUGAUGGUUACUGCCUCUGAAUUAUAUAUUAAGUUUAUUAAUUGUUGUUUUAAUUAAUUAAUACCAUCGAUCGUUCAAGUGUUUUCAGUCUUCAGAAGUUAUAUAUAGUUGAAUAUGAAUACAUUUUAUAUAUAUUUGUUUUUA
Tarenaya hassleriana is the source of this 821-nucleotide messenger RNA. Its product is annotated as transcription factor WER-like. The transcript is spliced from 3 exons. The record is from RefSeq and is a predicted model, not a curated record. NCBI's taxonomy places the organism in Eukaryota, Viridiplantae, Streptophyta, Magnoliopsida, Brassicales, Cleomaceae. The coding region runs from base 38 to 697 and encodes 219 amino acids.